Molecule: messenger RNA, 936 nt
Organism: Fonsecaea erecta
Lineage: Eukaryota; Fungi; Ascomycota; Eurotiomycetes; Chaetothyriales; Herpotrichiellaceae
Exons: 1
Coding region: 1-936 (311 amino acids)
Biological process (GO): calcium-mediated signaling
Cellular component (GO): nucleus; cytoplasm
Molecular function (GO): nucleic acid binding; calcium-dependent protein serine/threonine phosphatase regulator activity
Source: RefSeq, a predicted model, not a curated record
AUGGAAGACAUACAACGACAACCUUUGUCCCCCAUCCAAACAGAGAUUCCUUCCUCGAACUCUCCUCCCACAUCAACCACCUCCUCCCCUCGCCCAUCUCUGUCGGCCAAACGCUCCCGCUCGCCUCUCUCACUCGAUCUCUCAUCCCUCCCACCACUUUCCCAACCCGCACCCCCCUCCAACACUCUCCUGAUUACCCGCCUCGAUGACCCCAAGAUCUUCCACCCGGCGUCCCUGGCGACCAUCCGACAACACAUCACGGAGAUCGCCCCCUUGAACUCAUUCUCCCCGCUGAAAUCCAUGCACCGCAUCAUCUGCUCGUUCUACGACGUCGACGCCGCCAUCGCCGUGAGACAGGCAUUCGACGGGUCGGCGGUCAUGGGGAACACGGUCGCAAAAUGCUACUUUGGCGAACCCACCCCGAUCGGAGACGAGAAGAAAUACCUGAACCGGCCGGAUGCCGGGAGGUUAUUCUUCAUCAGUCCCCCGCCGAGCCCACCCGUGGGCUGGGAAAUGAAAGAGGAAGAUCCCCCGAACAAACACGUCCACGCUGAGGAUCUGGCGUCGAAGCUGGAGAAACUGAGCGGCAAGCUCACGUCGGCCCCCACCAACGCCGCCGACGACUCGCCCUCCGAAGACGACACUAAGAUGCAAUACACUGCCGAGGGACUGCAGAAGCUGAAGGCCAGCCGAGCACAAGCCUUCUCCGGAGUGUCGGCGGAGAACUCCCCUACGGCAGAUGCGUCACCCAAGAAGCACCGGAGCAGAAGCUCGACCUUGAUCUACGACCCCAAAGCCCACGGUGACAGCCCGGCCCUUCCCGCGGUGAUGUUAGAGGCUGACGACGACUCGGACGUAGAACUCGAGCCAGAGGACUCGUCUAAGAAGAUAAGGCCAAGUACGGCACGUCCACCUGUCGAGCUGAUGGAGCAUUGA